UGGGUGCGUGCAAAGGUGUGGUGUGGUUAAAGUUAUGUGACUGUCUAUAAUUUAAUAUAAAUAGUGUCUAGAUUAGUUGUCUACUAGAAAUCAUAGCCUGCAGCCAGUGGUCCUUUCUCGGCAACGCCAUCAAGCAGAUCAUCUGAUGAUGGAGGCUCCUAACUCUAGUGUCAAUGUAUGUGCAUCGAAGUAUGGAACUGCCGAUAAUGCAUUUCUUUGGGUCUGCAUUGUUCUUGGUAUGCUAGUAGUGAUUGGGCUCAGCUUCACAUACCAGAGAAUCAACCUGUGUAAGCAACUGUGCUGGAGCUUACCUGGAAUUGUACAGCCAGUGAACCUGCUCACCCACUCAGCUGAUUACAUCAUCAACCUCGUACUCUUUGCUGCUCUAUCUGGAGACAUUGGUAUAGUUCUGAUGACGCAGCAUAUGAAGUUACCUACUACCAACCCUUAUACAGCCAUCUUUUAUCAAACAGUUUUGACGCCCGUAUUCUCUGUCCUGGAAGUGUCGGUGAAGUACUUCCCCCUGUUCUCGUGUGUAGACGCUCCAAUACCCCUCGUAGGACACAUAGUUGGUCUGAUCUACCUGCCAUUCCUGCUCUGUCAUAUCAUUGUGAGGGACGUUGGACUCUCUUGUGUCCUCGGCAACAGCAAUGAUGUUAUUACUGGCCUGUACAUAGGCAUGAGACUGCCCAUCUACCUUGUGCUCCUAUGCAUAGUCGUGUGGUACAUUUAUGCUGUUGUGCGUGACUGUGUCUUGUGUCGCAAGCUGGGCUUUGGCACAGCAAUGGAGCAACUUAAUGGGGCCCAUCGAACGUACAACUAUUACAAGCAGUGUGUUACACAUCUCUUCAAAAAGAAACUUCAGAAUUCUAGGUGUCUCUCUUCUUUCUGUCCAUGCAUUCUUUCACCUCGAAAGUUGCCUCUCAGAUUUUCUGCAGCAGUGACUGUCUCAACAUUAAUUCUCUAUCAGGUUUGUUUCCUUCUGAGUGGCAGUUUGUUUAAUUUUCUCUCAUUUCUGGAACGUAUACUGGGGGAAAACGAAUCAUUCCUUGUCCAAUGGUUCGAAACUAAUCAUCUUCCUGGUGGUUUUUAUACUGCAAUCCUGGAGGUCGCACGGUCCCUGUUGGUUGUGCUCCCUGUGUCUCCUGUGGUUUCCUUGGUGAUUUGUUUUCUGCUGAUAAUUCAUAUGGUCGUCUCCGUCUAUAAGAGUCUCCAAGCUUCAGCAAGGGGUAACACCGUGGUAUCAAAGGGAUUUUCCUCAUUUCGAUUGGCUGCUUCUCUAAGAUACGCUGGCUAUCAAAUUGCAUAUUGCCUCGCUGCAUUUGUGUCGUACACUCUUGUCUUGUGGAUCCUAGGUCUGAUUGCAAUCUUAUUCUUUUUUGGCUUCAAAUACAUGGCAGAUUAUGCUUUCUACGCCUUAGCCUCAAUCCUGAUUCCACUCGCCUGGAUUGGAUUUGUUCUUGCUGCUCAAGUCAUCGCUUGCAAGACAAUGUUUUUGAAGCGUGGUGGAGGACGGUUCAUUAUCAUUUCCAACCAGAAAAUAUUUCAAUGGUUUAUGUUCGUCCUGUUCAUCUACAACACUAUCAUUGGACUGGCCUCAGCCUUGUUUCGUGUUCUCAUCUCCGCCACGAUGGGAUUGUUGCUGAUGUUAAGGCUGGAUAGAGUCAUCCUUAUGAAGGGGUUCGAGCCCUUUGACAUAGGGCACAAUACGUACAUUGGCUUUCUCCAUGUGGACCUUGCAUACAACAACGCCGUGGUGCAUGUAUUUGUCCGCCUCAUGGCAGAUCUGACCACUGGCACUACGUCUAGACGAUCUCCGUUUAUUCCCACGCCCCCUGAAGUAACUUACGAUACGGAUCUUGCCUAUGGCGUACAAGAAAACAACACUCUUUCUCGUGAGAUGAAAAAAAGAAAGACGUAUGGUGUGUUCGAAACUCAAGAUACAUCUGAGAGGCCAUCUAAAGUCAGAUCUCAUAGAAUCAGGAAUCGCUGGCUGGUGGCUUACACACUCUUGCGUAAUCCAAGCCUUCAACCUCUCACAGCCAGUCAGCUGCAAGACAAAGACAAGGACACUGCACAGUAAUAAACACUCUAUUUUGUAACAUUCUGCGUAGAUAUAUGUAUAUAGUCCUCGACCCCUUUAGUGGAGCUUUCUUUUCUCCUGAAUAUGAGUUUUUUCACCUUGUUAUCUGUUUUAUGAAUGUAUCGGUAACGAAAGUUUUAGUUUUGUUACCACGUACCUGUAAUAUCCAUCUCAUAAUACCUUA
Halichondria panicea is the source of this 2267-nucleotide messenger RNA. Its product is annotated as receptor for retinol uptake STRA6-like. Gene Ontology annotation, biological process: vitamin A import into cell. Gene Ontology annotation, cellular component: plasma membrane. The record is from RefSeq and is a predicted model, not a curated record. Gene Ontology annotation, molecular function: retinol transmembrane transporter activity; signaling receptor activity. The coding region runs from base 146 to 2083 and encodes 645 amino acids. NCBI's taxonomy places the organism in Eukaryota, Metazoa, Porifera, Demospongiae, Suberitida, Halichondriidae. The transcript has 19 exons.